Alexandromys fortis (reed vole) is the source of this 6472-nucleotide messenger RNA. It is a transcript of the gene Rbbp8, whose product is annotated as RB binding protein 8, endonuclease. The transcript is spliced from 17 exons. Gene Ontology annotation, biological process: DNA repair; DNA double-strand break processing involved in repair via single-strand annealing. Gene Ontology annotation, molecular function: damaged DNA binding. The record is from RefSeq and is a predicted model, not a curated record. Bases 759 to 3146 code for a protein of 795 amino acids. Lineage: Eukaryota; Metazoa; Chordata; Mammalia; Rodentia; Cricetidae.
AGUUUUAACGAUUCUAGACUUCUAAUUUCUUACUCGGCACUUGAAAGAAACUCAUCAUUUAACUUCGGCAACCGUUUUGAAAUGUGGUGUUCAAAUUCAGUACUCUCGGAUCCAUCACUAAACUGUAGGCAAUUAAGGCUGAAACAUCUGUCCACCUCAACUCUCCGCGUGGUGCAGCACGCCGGCCUUGAACCGUGCUGGGCUCACACGGUCAUGGCUAACUAACUUUCGUCCGACCCAGGGCUCGCAAUCAAGUUCACAACAGGUCGGCUGGACAAUGUACCAGGGAACUCCACGAACCGGGGCUCGCCAAGCGUCCGGGCCCCCGGGGCGGCUCAUCUUCGGAGUAUCCUCCAUCCGGGUCCGCACCGGCAGCCCCUCCUCCGCCGCCCAGCAGCUGGGGGAGAGGGGCGUGACGCCCGCCGGCCGCGGGAACUCCCGCUGACGUCACGUGACGCCGCAGGGCUCGGGCCGGGCGGGGCCGGGCGCCCUCCGGCCUUCCUCCGGGAGGCUGUGGCCGUCCCCGCCGUGGGUCCGGCCGCCUGGCGAGGGACGGAACGCGGCGGAAGGAGGGCAGGAGCGAGCGGCGGGGCCUUCCCGGCCCGGAAGACACCGCUGUCGGCCUUGCGCUCCCGAGGGCUUCCAGGGAGGCUCGGAGCGGCAUUUGAACACUUCAGAGACAACCUCACACCUAUGUAAGGUAACGAGAAAGGUCGGGGGAAACAUACACAGGCAGAAGUGUGAAGCCUGGGAAGAAGAUGAGCAUUUCAGGAAGCAACUGUGGAAGCCCUAACUCUGCAGAUGUGUCCAGUGACUUCAAGGAGCUCUGGACAAAACUGAAAGAAUCUCAUGAUAAGGAAGUACAAGGUUUACAAAUAAAAGUAACCAAACUGAAAAAGGAACGAAUUUUAGAUGCACAAAGGCUGGAAGAAUUCUUCACCAAAAAUCAACAGCUGAGAGACCAACAGAAAGUCCUUCAGGAAACCAUUAAAAUUUUAGAAGAUAGGUUAAGAGCAGGAUUGUGUGAUCGCUGUGCAGUAACUGAAGAACAUAUGCACAAAAAGCAGCAGGAGUUUGAAAAUAUCCGACAGCAGAAUCUUAAGCUUAUUACAGAGCUUAUGAAUGAAAAGAAUACUCUUCAGGAGGAAAACAAAAAGCUUUCUGAGCAACUGCAGCAGAAAACUGAAAAUGAUCGACAGGAUCAAGUGGCUGAGCUUGAAUGUGAGGAAAACAUUAUCCCAGAUUCACCAAUAACAUCCUUUUCAUUUUCUGCCAUUAACCGACUACGAAAAAAGGAGAAUCUCCAUGUCCGAUACAUAGAACAAACACAUUCUAAAUUGGAGCACUCUGUAUGUACAAAUGAAUUAAGAAAAAUUUCCAAGGCUUUAGCUCCUGCACCACAUAACUCUGAGGAACAUGAAAUUCUAGUAGCCGACACUUGCAAUCAGAGUCACUCACCCCUGUCUAAAAUGUGUGGAAGGAGCAGUUAUCCCACUGAUAAGUCAGCUUUCAAUCUAGACACUGUUGUCGCUGAAACACUUGGACUUAAUGCUCAAGAAGAGUCUGAACCUCAAGGUCCUGCAAGCCCUCUUGGGGGUGAGCUCUACCACUGUCUUGAAGGAGAUCACAAAAAACAGCCUUCAGGAGAAUCUGCAGGAAGCAGUGAAGAUAGUUUAAGAUUUUCAGACUCUACUUCAAAGACACCUCCCCAAGAAUUUACUACUCGGGUCUCAUCUCCUGUAUUUGGAGCUACCUCUACUGUGAAAACACAUUUGGGUUUGAAUACAAGUUUUUCCCCUUCUCUUUUAGACAUUGGGAAAAGAAACUUUCUGAAGACGGCUCCCUUUAGUAACAUUUCUGCCUCUAAGUCAGAGAAAGCUAGAUCAAAAUCUGAGGACAGUGCUCUUCUCACACCUCAUAGUCUGGGGUCUGAAGUGAAUAAGGUCAUUAGCCAAUCAUUUCCUAAUAAGCAAAUACUUAUGAAUAAAAAUGUAAGUGAAUCUGUAGAUGAGCAGAGCAGUACAGAUCAUAUUAAAGAUGUUAUUACUGAUAAAUAUUUGGUGCCUUUGAAAUCACUGGGCGGCAAAGCAUCCAAAAGGAAGAAGACUGAGGAAGAGAGUGAACAUGUAGUAAACUGUCCCCCGACCUGUUUUGAUAAGGAAAAUACUCUUCCUUUUCCAAUGGAGAAUCAGUUCUUCAUGAAUGGAGACCAUGUGAUGGAUAAACCCCUGGACUUGUCAGAUCGGUUUGCAGCUACCCAACGUCAAGAGAAGAGCCAUGGAAAUGAGACUUGUAAAAACAAGUUUAAACAAGUGACUAUUUAUGAGGCUUUGAAGCCCAUUCCAAAGGGCCCUUCUUCAGGUCGUAAAGCCUUGAGUGGAGCCUGCAUAUUAGCCAGAGAGUCUUCAGAGGUGUCCUGUUUACAGCAGCGGUGUAUCCUCCAGGCCUCUAGUAAAGGCUCUCCGGACCAUAAAACACCCCUGCAGAUAAAAGAGGAAAAGCCUGUCUUCAAAACUCCUCCGUGUUCACAAGAAAGUUCGGAGACAGAGAAUCUUUUUAGUGAUGUGAAGGGUACUGGUUCUCUUGUGCCAACAAAAGUAAAAAGCAGAUCGAUCCAUGGAGGAUGUGAGCUUGCAUCAGUUCUUCAGUUAAAUCCCUGUAGAGUUGCUAAAACAAAGUCUCUGCCAAACAACCAAGAUGUGUCCUUUGAAAAUAUCCAGUGGAGUGUUGAUCCCGGAGCAGACCUUUCUCAGUAUAAAAUGGAUGUUACUGUAAUAGAUACAAAGGAUAGCAGUCACUCACGAUUAGGAGAGACGGUGGACAUGGACUGUACAUUGGUCAGUGAAACCGUGCUUUUAAAAAUGAAGAGACAAGAGCCAAAAGAAAAAUGUCCAAAUGGAGACAUAAAAAUGAAUGAUAGCAUGGAAGAAAUGUUUGAUCAGACAGCACAUGAAGAAUAUGAAUCCUGUUUGACAGAUAACUUUCCCCAGGUACCAGAUGAGGAAGAACCGUCUGCUGCCACAAAGAAACCAAACAUACAUGGUGAUAAACAAGAGGGAGUCAAGCAGAAAGCAUUUGUGGAGCCAUAUUUUAAAGAUAAAGAGAGGGGAGGGCAUGAGCAUGCCACAGCUGUUUUAUGGGAAUGAGAGGACAUCUUGGAGGAGGAGUUCCCCUCCUGCCAUACAGGUCGCAGAGAUCAGACUCAGGUCAGGUUUGGUAGCAAGUGCCCUCACCUGUUAGGCCUUCUCUUCAGCCCAAAAUAAAGUCACUCUUCAACUUUCAUUUCUGUUGAGUACUUUAGUAAUCUAAAAGCCAAAAUUUUUAAUUAAUUGUUUUUUAAGAACAGGAUUUCAUGGUAUGAUUUAAGUGUAUAAUACUGGCUGGCCUGGUGUAGCAUUCGUGCUACUACAUGGACUACGGUCCUGUAAUGCCUGUAUACGUGUACUAUGACACUAUGCCUGUAGCCUACCACCUGCAGUACUGGACAGGACUGGACGCUAGCUGGGAAAAGGGCUGGAGAUUUUAAACAUAUACACACACAGACAGAGACAUGGGGACACAGGUCAUCCUUGAAACAAGAAUGCCCCCUUUAUUGUAUUCAGGGACAGCUUUAAAGGGAUCCUUGACUGAUAGCCAUGACCCAGCCAAACCAACCAGAAACCACUCUCCUGCCAUCCGGAACUCCUGAGGGUCUCUGCUCAGAGCAGCUGCAAACACAGGAAAACAAGUUGUUUUGCUCAGAGCAGCUGCAAACAUAACAAGUUGUUUACAGGAAAUUUAGGGUCUGGGGGGUCCACAGCCCCCAACAGCCUGAAACUCAACUUUGGUAGAUUAAAUUAUUCUCACACUCACAGAGAUCUGUCUGCCUUUGUCUUCUGAGUGUUGGGAUUAAAGGCCCAACCACCACACCCCACCUAAAAUGAAUUUUAUUGAUUCCUAUGAGUCCAAAAGCACUAACUUGACAUUUUGUCAUUAAAUGUUUCAUUAUUUUCCUUUAUGUGCCACUUCCCCAAAGAAAUGGAACCCUAGAAUUCCCAAAAAAAAUGUAAGCAGGCAGGUUUUUUCCUUUAAUGUAACCACAGGUUCAUGAAUUUAAGCAGCUGAUGUGUUUGCAUCCAUUGUAUUUGACAUGUUUGUAGUAACAGGCCCUCUUAGCACACACUACAUUUACGACCCCCGGUCCUAAUAGACGGUGCUGACUCCUGUAUGCACAAGAUUGUAUCCUGUGCCUGUGAACAUUUUCACCCCAUUAAAAAGAAGCAUUUUCCUCACAUAUCCAAAUUGUCAGCAUCACUGUCUUUGUGCUUGAGAGGCAUCAAAUAAACAGUAGCUCUGUGGCCAGUCUGAUACCGGAAAUGACUGUGGUGGGUGGCAUACACAGAUCAGAUGGAGCAUGAUGGUGCAGGAUUCCAUUGUACUACAUACAGAGAACUUCAUACAUGUAAUGGCAGGUGGCAAAGCUGCCAAUGAGGAACUACUACAGACAGAUUGUCCCAUUUUCACCUGUUAGAAGCCUCCUGGGUCAAACAGUUGCCUAGACCCCUUUUAUAGCUUCCAUGAUAGAAGCUGCAAAAUGUCUGGUGGAAGGGCAGUUUAGAGCACUUGACCCCUCUUCCACAGGGUGAGUUUGGUUCCCAGCAGCCAUGUCAGGUGGCUCACAAUUGCCUGCAGCUUCAGCUCCAGGAGACCCAGCCCUAUGGGAAGCGUGCAUGCUUGCACGCGUGUCAUGUGUGUUUGGAUACACUUAAGCAAGUGAUGUUAAUAUAGCUGUUUUCUGCUUUAUUAGUUUUCCUUUAGUUGUUUCCUUUACAAUUCUGAAAAUUGUAAUAAUGACUGUCUUCUUUUUUUAGCUGUCAUGUGACUGCCGUGGCUUGUUCUCUAGCAGUAAACCCUUGUUUCAUUCACUGCAAGGCUAGUGCACCUAAUGAUGCAGUGAAUGAAGAGCUUUGUUCUGUGACUUCGAGACAGUCCUAGAUUAAUACGAUAUUACAGGGCAAUAGCUUGUGCUUUCAGUGUUUCCUGAAGUAAGAGUAGCUUUAUUUCUGAAGCUGUUGGGUAGCUAAGGAAACAGGAAGUGGAUAAAGGUGGAAAGAUGGUAAAGGUCUCGGUGAUCGUGUGCUCCUCCUGCUGAGAAGUCUAGAAGACCCUGGUGUACUUGUCUCGUUGCUCUGAUAAAUACCUGGCAAAAGCAACAUGAGGCUCACAGUUGUAAGAUCUCUUGCAUCACGGUUGGGAGGUCACAGCAGCAGGACUUGAGGCAGCUUGUCUUCCUGUAUCCCCAGUUGGGAAGCAGAGAGCCAUGAAUGCUGGUGCUCAGCUCUCUUCCUCCAGUCCAUGGAAUGGUAUCCCCCACAGCUAAGAUGGGUCUUUAUCUCAGCUAACCAGCACUCCUGGGCAUUCCCAGAGGCAACCUAAUGUUGAUAGUCCUUCAUAGGUGUGCCUAGAGACUGUCUCAUAAGUGACUCUAGAUUCUGUCAGGUUGGCAGUAUUAUGCAUCAGGUCUGGUCAGGGACACAAAACUUACAGCCUUUUAAGUGAUGCUCUCCUUGAGUCUGCCUUGGAUGCCAGUCUUCUAGUGAGUACCUGCUACAUGUAUUAUGCUCAGAGGGCAUAUGGUAAAAACAGAUUCUACAUAUGCCUAGAUUUCAUAAAUUCUUUGACAAAAAUAUUGUGUAGCAAAAUUUUAUCCACCCUUUCUUGCUCUCCCUUUUUUAAUUCAUGCAUUACUAUAGAGUUGAGGGUUUUAAAAGUUAGAAUACAGAAGGGACCUCUUACUCCGUAUAGUUGUAAACAGAAUAGUUAAAAUUUGUUUUGAAGAAAAAUUCUUUCCAGUUAAAGAAACAUUAAAUUCCAAUCAAGAAGAGUAGGUGUGUCCCCAAGAAAUCAUUUUAAAAAUCAUCUUUUGUUUCAGAGUAUUUAAGUUCACUGAGAGUGUUUCUAUUAGAAACAACAUAUAUAUUUUAUAUAUGCAUGUAAUUUGAUAUUUAUAAUUAUAUAUAUAAUUUGAUAACUCUUCCAUUAGUUGGCUUCAUAAAGAUAUAAAUUUGUAUGUAUUUAUGCAAGUCAUUAAACUCAGAAGGGAACCAUUAAGAGGAGAGUCUUAAGGGGUAGGGGAAAGAGAGGGUGGACCACCUGUGGCAGGAUAGCAGAAGGGGCACUUGACAGAGAAUGGGCCAGUGAGCAUAGAGAAAAGAAGGGAUGGACAAGAGCAGUAGAGGAAGGGAACAAAUAAGAAAUCAUGCAUGAAGCAUACUUUGUGCUGACUUAAGAUUAGUCUUGAAAUACUUACCAAUAGUAGGCCUUUAAUAAACACUUGAAAAGAAUCUUUUGUUUUCAUAAUACACAGAACAUUUCAAAUGGAAUGAGUGUUUGGGGAUUUUUCUCUUAUGAGUUCUUCUAUUUUUUUUUUUAAUUCAGAUUUUAAACCAGAAAUCUUCUAGUAACAAACAGGUUAACUUUAAAUUCCUUUUCC